AAAAAGCAAAAGAGGUAAGAAGACCAUAGGCUGGCUGCUACUACACAUACACACAGCACAUGUUAUGAAAACGAAAAGAAAAAGCUGUGUUGUAUGUGUGUGAUGGCAUUUGUGAAUAAAUGAAUGUCAUGCUGAGGGCCUUUUGGGGCGUUUAGUCCAAAAUAUUCCUGAACCAGUCAUCAACCGUACGCAUUCUUUGAUAGUUUAAUCAUCAACAGCCACAGCAUAGGUCUCAGUUUGUGUUGCUGUUCCUGAAACAUACACAGCUCAGGCAACAGCAGGAGGAGGAGUUGCCUUUUCUCAACUCUCCUCACUCACUCUUUCUAUUCUAAGAGAUAGAGAGAAACAUGGUUUCUGAAACCUCCCUCUCUUCUUCUAAACGCUCUCCAGCAUCUACUCCUAAGUUCUGCAACUCUUUCACUACUAGGAUUUUUGCUGAUGUUGCUGGUGAUAUUACCAUUGUCGUUGAUGGGGAGUCUUUUCUGCUGCAUAAGUUUCCCUUGGUGACCCUAAGUGGGAAGAUCAGGAAGAUGGUGGCUGAAUACAAGGGUUCCAAUGUUUCAAACUUGGAGCUACCCAACUUUCCAGGGGGGCACCAGACAUUUGAACUUGCCAUGAAGUUCUGUUAUGGGAUGAAUUUUGAGAUUACAACAUUCAAUGUUGCCCGGCUUCGAUGCGCAGCAGAGUACCUGGAAAUGACAGAAGAAUACCGGGAGCAAAACCUCAUCUCAAGAGCAGAGAUAUAUCUGAAUGAGAUUGUCUUUCAGAGUCUUCAGAAGUCAGUGAAAGUGCUAUCCACCUGUGAGAUGUUACCUCCAAGUGUAGUGGAUGAAAUUGAAAUAUCAAACGGGUGCGUGGAAGCCAUUGCAAUGAAUGCUUGCAAGGAGCAACUAGUUUCUGGUUUAUCUAAAUUAGACUGUGAUGGUGAAUCUAGAGAACUAAAGGAGGAUUGUGUUGCAUGGUGGGUUGAAGAUCUCUCAGUGUUGCGUAUUGAUUACUUCCAGAGAGUCAUAUGUGCCAUGGGAAGAAUGGGGGUGAGAUCAGACAGCAUUAUUGCAUCACUGAUGCAUUACGCUCAAUCAUCAUUGAAGGGUAUUGGAAAGUGUCAAUUCUGGAAUCCAUCAAGGACAAACUCAAGUCCAACCAGUGUAGAAAAGGACCAGAGGAUGAUUGUGGAAACUCUUGUAAGUCUCAUGCCAGCAGACAAAAGCUCUUCCAUUCCAUUGACUUUUUUGUUUGGCAUGUUAAAGAUGGCUAUCAUGUUGGGUGCCACCAUUCCCUGUAGGCUUGAGCUUGAAAGGAGGAUUGCAUUGCGGUUGGAAAUGGUCCCAUUAGAUGAUUUGCUUAUACCAUCUCUACAGAGUGGGGACUCCUUGUUUGAUGUUGAUACAGUUCACAGGCUUCUGGUGAAUUUCUUGCAAAGGGUUGAAGAGGAAGAAACUGAAGAUUAUGGGUAUGAAUCUGAUGGUCUUGCUUCUGCAGGCCAUGGUUCUCUACUAAAAGUGGGGCAGCUUAUUGAUGCUUAUUUAGCAGAAAUUGCUCCUGAUCCCUACUUAAGUCUACAGAAAUUCGUUGCUUUGAUUGAGAUACUUCCUGAUUAUGCUCGAGUUAUUGAUGAUGGCCUCUACAGAGCUGUGGAUAUUUAUUUGAAGGCACAUCCAGCACUAACAGAACAAGAAUGUAAGAAACUUUGCAAGAUGAUAGACUGCCAGAAGCUGUCUCAAGAAGCAUGCAACCAUGCAGCCCAAAAUGACAGACUUCCACUGCAGACGGUGGUGCAAGUCCUGUACUGUGAGCAGCUGCGGUUGAAGAACGCGUUGUCGGGUAGUUCGGGAGAUGGGUUGCUGUCACAGAGAAUAAGCAGUGGUGUUCCAAGUGCAGCCAUGUCCCCCAGGGACACCUACGCUUCUCUGCGGAGAGAGAACCGAGAACUGAAGCUGGAGAUUUCAAGAAUGAGGGUGAGGCUGAGUGAGUUGGAGAAGGAGCAGAUGUUCAUGAAACAAGGCAUGAUUGAUAAAGCAGGAAAUGGAAGAACAUUCUUAACAUCACUUUCAAAGGGAAUAGGGAGAAUUGCAAUUUUUAGUGGUCAAGGAGGUGGAAAGCGCCAAAAAUCAGGUAGGAAGUCUCGUGGUUCAGAGGGGAAAACUGGUAGGAGUAGGAGACACUCUGUCUCAUAGAUAUAAUAUUGUUCUUCUUAGCUAUAAGCUUUUACAGCACUCUCUAUUAUACCUUAUCAGGUGAUCACAACGUGUAAAUGAUUUGGUCACAAGUGUCUCUUCAUCCUUGCCUUGGUCGUUAGUUUGGCACUUGAACUUCAAUGUCCUACAUUCUCUCUUCCCCUUCUCUGCUGUAUAUGAUUUCACCUGCUGAGGUAAGCUCGCACAGUGACACCAAGAGGAAGCUUCAUCAAGCCCCACUUCCUUUCUCUAACUUUCACACCCUAAUGUACUUAUUUCUUGUCAAACAUGCUCCUUAAAUUGUUUGAAAAGGAAAAUGUAACAUAUGCAACCAAGUACUAAAUGAUUAACCUUAGGUUUAAGUUUCAGUAACUUCUCAUUGCAAGAUAAAUCCUACGCUGGCUUGUGGAUGCCUAUUGGUGACACGAAUGGCAAUUGUUUCCAUCCCUUCUGCCCAAAAAUAUCAUUAUUGGUACGUUACAGGCAUGCAGCAUCCCCCACAAAUCCGAAACGAACAUUUUGUUGAUAGUGUUGGCGCAUGUUAUUGUCUCGGGAAAAACAUGGACAUGUUGGUUACAGAAUUCUUGAGAUAUGUAUUAUUCUUCAUUGUCUAUGCAAGGAAACGGAUCUUUCUAA
Cajanus cajan (pigeon pea) is the source of this 2813-nucleotide messenger RNA. Its product is annotated as Phototropic-responsive NPH3 family protein. Gene Ontology annotation, molecular function: protein binding. NCBI's taxonomy places the organism in Eukaryota, Viridiplantae, Streptophyta, Magnoliopsida, Fabales, Fabaceae. The record is from RefSeq and is a predicted model, not a curated record.